AUGCGUAGGAACAUUUCCUGGCACUUAGUUUCGCCACAGCUCUCGAAAUACGACCCCAAAACGGGUAAAGGGCGUGGUGGUAUCUCCGAUGAUGAUGAUUUAACAAUGAUAUUAUCAAAAUUAAAAGAUGAAAGUUAUUCUCCGCUGAAAGCAUUAAAAAUUUAUAUUGAACAACGUCUUUUACUCAGAAUUGUGGCAAUCGAUGAACCACUGAAAGCAGUGAUUCGACUGAGUGAAAUUCGUGAUACUGAUAUCUAUGUUCCUGGUGAUCUCGCUUCUGCUUGUGGACGAAAAACAAUAAAUAAUAUCACAGAUAUCAACAAAACGUUGAAGCAAGUCGACGAUUAUAUUGGUCGAACGAUAAUACUAGCUGAAGAUCGUCAAUUAUCGUUAACGUCGUUAUUUGCACAUGAAUUUACUACAGCACAAUUAUCAUUGUGCGACAAAGACAGCUUCGAUUUAUUGAAUCAACAAAAAAAAUCUUCUGCUAUCGAUUACCUAAAAGAACAAUCUCCAUCGUCAUUCUCUAUGACUUGCCCAAUAAAAACUGAUCGAUGUGCAUUGGGUAUUGAUGGUGGAAGUUUAUUGGAAAUAAAACCAACUGUUCCUUCCGUUUAUUUGAAUGAUCGAAUUGAUAUCGUGUUUGAUACAGCUGGAAGCAAAAAGGAAAACGCAUUCAUCAAACGACAUGGUACUGGAAGUGAAAUCAAUAAUUAUGAUUUAAAAUCAGAUGACGUAUUAGAAACAAAAUACCAUCGUUUCUUGCACAAUAAUCGGGCAACAUUAGCUGAGCGUAUUCGUGAAAUAUGGUGUGAGCCCGCAGUGGUACAAUUGCUGCUAGAAGACAAAAUCCUGGUAGCGGCAGGCCCAAGGGAGACAGCCGUCACAUUGAAGAAAAACUUGUCACCACAACUAGAUCACAAGCUGUAUUCAAAUCACGUAGAAGCUGACACUCGAAUAAUGUUGCAUGUUAACGUGUUGGCAAUUGAUGAAUUCAAACGUGUCAUUAUUCAAGCAAGUGAUACGGACGUGGUACUAUUAUCAAUUGGUCAUGGAAAGUCAACUGGUUUAGAAUCAUUAGUUGUUAAAUCAUUCAACACCAUGAAGAAAACGGACACGUAUAUUAAUUCAACUCGUACUGCAGAUGAAAUAAGAAGAAAAUUCAAAAUUGAACCGUUUGUACUUCUAAUACUACACGCUCUCUCCGGGUCCGUUAUUUCAUUUAAAAAACAUCGUGCAAAUAUUGUUUCAAACCUGCCACCAACAUCUGAUGCAUUUUAUCAUCAUUGUUUACGUGCAUCACAACAGAUCAAUAUUUGGAAACAAGUAUCUGAACAGGAUAUGGUAAUACCGUCGAUGAACAGUAAUAAUGGUUGUACAGCAGUGAACGAACAGUCAAAAAUACAAUGGGCAUCGUUAGCGCCAACGCCAUCAGAACCUGGUUUGCUUACUUGUGAAAAAUACACAACAAACUGUCAGAGGGCUCAAUUCAAGCAAAGUGAAGAUGAUGAAUUCAAUAGUUCGCGUAAUGAUGAUGAUUAUGCUCCAUCAACUCAAACUGACAAUGAAGAAGAAGAUUUAAUAAACACUAUUCGAGACAUCGAGCAAAAUGUCAGCGUUAGUGAACGUUUGGAUCACAGUUAUUGCAAAAGUAACACAGAAGAAGAAGAAGACGAACAACAAUGUGAUGACGGUAAACGAUGCAAAUAUGACACACUAAACAUUAAAAAACAACAUAAAACACAACAGCAAUCAUUUACAUCAAUACUUAUGCCGUUAUCUGUAACAACUAAUAUAGAUAAGAAACCUGAAGACUCAGUUUUUGAGGUUGGAUUAAAAAAAGAGACUGAAAAUUUUCAACUCAAAUAUGCUGAGAAGAAAGAAACUCGACCAGAAAUUGGCGAUGAGCCGCAUGAUCUCGUCGAAGUAACUGAGGAGCCUAUAAGUAUGAAUAGUAUCAAGUUUGCAGUUGCUCCGUUCAUUAGUAAUACCGAUAGUAUCUGCGAGCAGACACUUGCAAAGGAAGAUGAUGCUGACAGUGUGAAAGCAAAUAUAGAACGGCAAGAUAAACUUAAACAUUAUUUUAAAAAGUGGCUUGGUUUAAAG
Molecule: messenger RNA, 2106 nt
Organism: Didymodactylos carnosus
Lineage: Eukaryota; Metazoa; Rotifera; Eurotatoria; Philodinida; Philodinidae
Source: the annotation of a GenBank genome assembly